CUCAAUUGAUCAUUACCUUAUUAUGGCAGUCAGCAAUCUCCGAUCCUCAGAAAUUGAGCCUGAACCUAUUGCAGCGGCUGUUCCGCUACAAGGAUACAGCAUCGAAGCUGAGUCCGAAUCUUUUGACACCGAUUCUGCGAUGGAUGACGACGACUCUUUAUCCUUGACUACUUCCAUUUCAUCGAGUAUAAUAGACUAUGUAUACGAGAAUGGCCGCCGUUACCAUAGCUUUCGAGAAGGCGAAUAUCUUUUCCCCAAUGACGAAGACGAACAAGAUCGCCUAGACAUGGUUCAUCAUAUCUUCCGCCUGAUGCUAGGUGGAAGUCUCUACAAAGCCCCAGUCUCCAACUCAUCGCAACGCAUUCUGGACAUUGGGACUGGCACUGGUAUCUAUGCUAUACAGAUCGCCGAUGAAUUCCCCUGCUCGGAUGUUCUUGGAAUCGACUUGAGUCCGAUUCAGCCUGGAUGGGUCUCGCCCAAUUGCAGAUUCAUCGUCGACGAUAUUGAGGCUGAGUGGCCAUAUCCUGAGGACGGAGCAUUUGAUUACAUUCACCAGCGAAACAUGGUCGGAAGUAUCGCAGACUGGGAUAGACUUUUUCAGCAAGCAUUCAGACAUACCAAACCAGGCGGUUAUAUUGAACUUCAAGAGUUCCGGGUCUGGUUCCAUUCACAGGACGACGAGCUGCCUGAGGAUUCCAAUAUCCAAAUAUGGCAACGCGCUCUGCUUGAUGGCACGGUUUCCUUUGGUAAACCAAUCAAUAUAAUCGAGAAGUUGGCAGACAAGGUGAAGGAUGCUGGGUUUGUGGGAGUGCAGGAGGAUGUGUUGAAGAUCCCUAUUGGUUCUUGGCCAAAAGACAAGAAACUCAAAGAGAUUGGCCGGUAUAUGCAGGUGCAUGCAAUGGAAUCAGUUGAGCCAUUGACCUUGGCUCUGUUUACUCGCAUUUUAGGUUGGAGUGAGUUAGAAUGUCGUGUGCUCAUUGCAAAGACUCGUGAGGAAUUCAAGACUACGAGAAGGCAACUCUAUGUGUACGCGCAUUUCAUAUAUGGUCAGAAAUCUGACGAUCAAAAGAAGCAUGGUACACAGCAUUCUUGAAGUUCUUAGGUAGAUAUGCCAACUGGGUUCUCAAUAAAGCCAAUCUACGAAAACUGUG
Aspergillus glaucus CBS 516.65 is the source of this 1151-nucleotide messenger RNA. Its product is annotated as class I SAM-dependent methyltransferase. The transcript is spliced from 2 exons. Gene Ontology annotation, molecular function: methyltransferase activity. The coding region runs from base 23 to 1093 and encodes 356 amino acids. Lineage: Eukaryota; Fungi; Ascomycota; Eurotiomycetes; Eurotiales; Aspergillaceae. The record is from RefSeq and is a predicted model, not a curated record.